GCCACGACCGCUGUCCGCCGCAGCUCCCAUAACCCAUAUUUAUAUUUAGGGUUGAGGUUAGAUGACAUUUAUGUUUUGGUUGUUUUUUAUCGGUUGUUUUUUGGUUCCCUCAUUGGUGUCUAUGAAUAUUCACACAACGCAGAACGCUUUUACCUGAGGCAUCAACUCAGGGCAAAUGACUUCUUCGGUGGUGUGCCUGAUAUUUGUUUACGCAGCUGCGGAUGACAGGCAGCUCUGCUGGUGUUCGUACCGGCCCGCUCCCGCUAGUCAGCCACCGCAAGUGACCACUGAGGACGACGGUGGAGAGUAAAGUCUGUGGGCCAGUAAUGCAUUGAGGCCACCAUGGAGACCACCGAGGGCGACCCCCUGAAGGUCGGUGAGGGGGAGGCAGAGACGGGGACCGGGCCGUCGGUAACGGAGCUGAAGAAGAAGAAAAGUUGCAAGGAAGUCUUGGGUUUCUCAAAACUCACCCAUUGGCGAACGGCGGUCUUCUUCUUGUCCUUGUUCCUGUGCCUCACCAUAGUGUUCGCCUUCUCAUUCAUCAUCCCUUGUCCUGUCCGACCACAGUAUCUCAGUACCUGGAACAGGACUUUCUCUGAAGCAGUGACCUAUGACUUCUUAGCUAUUGAAGAUACAAACAACGACAAUGUGAUGGAUGUCCUGUUUGUCCUCAAAAACACAGAAAUCGGUCAGAACAAAACUUGCACUGCAGGCCUUCCCUCGCCGUGUGUGUUUGUGUUGGCGGUGGACGGGACGGAUGGAGAGACCCUGUGGGGCCGCGCGCUGGACCCAGAGUUCCACUGGGCCCAGUGCGGUCUGGAUGCAGAAAAAGGCCGAAGCUGGCACUGCCUGCUGUCCCAUUCUGACCAGCUCACUGCUGUUGACAAAUACACUGGUGAAAUCCAGUGGCAGCAGCCUCAGCCUGCCGGUCUGAACAGCACCGCACCGGUUCUUAUAGUCCCAGAUCUGGAUGGGGACAAGAUCAGCGACGUGGCUCUGGUGGCGUCUGACCUGACGCAGGUAAACACCGGCGGUGUCAGUCGGCUGGCGUUCCUCUCGGGGACGACGGGGGUGCAGAUAGGGACCACGGUGGUUCUUGACUCCAUAGAGACGGUCAAUCAUCUUCUCCAUUGCACAACCGACGGUUCUUACUAUGUGCUAAUAAAAAAAGGCUCUGGCUUGUAUGGACUGGCCCUGUGGAGGAUUGCUGCUAAAGCCGGCAUGGAGGGGAGCCUCCAGAAGGACAAAGACUGGGAGGACGACGCCAACGCAACAUCUGGCCUUGUACCCAUCUAUGAGUCUGAUCCAGUGAGACAAGUGCUCCGAGUAGAACAAACGGGUUGUGCGCCCAAGCUGCUGCUGGUGACUGCAAACAGCGUGGCCUUAGUUGAUGGAAAACAUCGGCAGCUACUGUGGAGAUUCAAUACAAGCGCAAUCCUCACCGAGCCGUCCUUCGGCCACUUUAACAAGGACGAUGUCCUGGACGUCGUGGUCGAGGAGGACAUCGGCAACUACACCAAGAGGGUCAUGAUUCUCGAUGGGAAGUCCGGUGGUUUGCUGUGGGAGGUCAACCUUUUGGCGAGUCCCAACUCGCCCAGACCCGCCGCCAUACACACCAUCAACUCCUUCUCCAUCUUUGUGUUCUGGGGCACGAUGCCCUCACAGGCCAACUCGUCUGAACCGUUUGAAAGUGAUCGCCAUUCUUACCUGCUGCACCCUCUCUACGCUGGAGUCCUCCUUCAGUCGGCCAACGUCAUGGACCACAUCCUAACCUUUCACGCCACUCUGUUGGAGAAGGGACGCCAUGCUGCCUACAUCCUGCUGACGGGUCCCGGCGCGGUGGGAGCCGAAGGCACCGUGGUCCUCAGCAAGCGAAAGAUGAAGCAGGAAGUCCUGGACAGCCGAGUGCUCCACAUCGGUACCGGCGGAAGCGCAGCGACCAGCGAGGAGAUCAAAGACGCCUUCGGUCGCCUCCGCUUCAGCGAUUGGUGAAGAGCGUAGAGUUCAUCCUGCGUGGCGAAACGCGGCCGGCCGCCGUAGUGGCUUCGAAACCAAAGUGUGUACACGAGCUAUGCUUUCAAACUGCUGACCGCCAAAACAUCCUUUUGUGUUUAGAGACUUGGGUUGAGUUGAUUUGACAGAGCUCGUCCAUUAGUCUCCAUCGGGCAUUACCUGCUUCCAGACUUUACUGCUGCGGGAGUUUGAUUUCACUUUGUAUCCAAAAGAGGCACAACAUGUCUGCUCCGUCCUGCUGAUGAGUUCCUGCCAUGCAGUAGCGUUUCUUAGCACUUUCAUGCAUUAAUGCGAUGCUCUUUUGUUUUAUUAGCGGCUGGAUCGUUAUUUGAAUCUACGCAUCUUUGUCGUAUCGGGCUUUGAAAGCAGCCGACGCACAGGUGUUAGUUCAAGUGACGGCAGUCUAAAAGGCACAAUCAUAGGGCUUUUCUUUGGUACUGAAAGACGUACUUGUGGUUACACUAUGCUGAGGCUAAGCUGACACUGUGGUUACAUUUAAUGUUCACGGGAUCCGUUGUUUGUGGUCAAUGUAUCAUCGUUUGUAUCAUCGUUUUCAAUCCAAGAUGCUGUAACUAGUGAUGCUCUUUAAUUCACACUGACUUAACCUUUGAACUCCUUCGUCCCGAAUGCUCUCCUUCAUAUCUAGUUACCUUGUGGGGGUUUUUAUGUUGAUUUGUUUCUGUUUUUGCUGUAAUGUGUUGAACCAAAAAGGCCUUUGUCACAGCUGACGUUUCUGUGAUUUGUUUUGAGCAAUAUUAAACUACUUUAAAAUAUC
Gasterosteus aculeatus aculeatus (three-spined stickleback) is the source of this 2788-nucleotide messenger RNA. It is a transcript of the gene fam234a, whose product is annotated as family with sequence similarity 234 member A. The record is from RefSeq and is a predicted model, not a curated record. Lineage: Eukaryota; Metazoa; Chordata; Actinopteri; Perciformes; Gasterosteidae. Gene Ontology annotation, molecular function: protein binding.